AUGUCUCUUCGUGCUCAUCGUGCUCUCCCCGUGAGCGCCGUCUCGCGUCGUGUCGCUGCUCUUCCCGCAACCCAGACGCGUACAUUCUCCCGCACAACUCUCGCCCUCGCCGACAAGGAAUCGAAAGAAGGACACAGCGCAGAAUCAUACUUCAAAGACGUCGAUUCCACUCCCCCCGUAGACUCCACCGUUCAUCGCGUCGACAGCAGCUCAGAAGCCGUUCAACGCCCCUAUGAGCCCCCGUCCGGGCAGUACAGUCAAGCAGGGGUGGAGACCGAGGAGUACAGGAGCACGGAGAAGUCAGACCAGCCGUACGAUGCGGCUGCUGGAGGAGAGAACGAGGCGAGAUAUGGGGCUACUCCGUCAUACAAGGAUGACCCGGAUAUGAAGGCGAGCAAGCAGGAGGAGAGUCCUGCGCAGGGUAACGCUGGAGGAAGGAAACCGGAGGGGAAGGCGUGAGGCUGGAAUGUGAUAGUUCAUCAAUAAAUCCUUUACAGUGUCUUCCAGGUGUAGCCGUGAUGAAAUUCACUCUUGCAUGCAUAUGUGCAAUAGGCAUCGGCCGUCGUGCAAACACUUUUGUGUAAUCAAUUCCUUCGCUGUUCCCCAUCGAGAUAAAAUAUAGCAUUCUUUCG
Molecule: messenger RNA, 632 nt
Organism: Stereum hirsutum FP-91666 SS1
Lineage: Eukaryota; Fungi; Basidiomycota; Agaricomycetes; Russulales; Stereaceae
Exons: 2
Coding region: 1-459 (152 amino acids)
Source: RefSeq, a predicted model, not a curated record